This is a messenger RNA of Paramecium tetraurelia, 504 nucleotides long. RefSeq lists its product as uncharacterized. The transcript is spliced from 2 exons. Lineage: Eukaryota; Ciliophora; Oligohymenophorea; Peniculida; Parameciidae. The record is from RefSeq and is a predicted model, not a curated record.
AUGAUUAAUUUUAUAUUCCUCCAAGUUCAUUCAAUCUAUUAAGCAGUCAAUGUAUCAGCUAUAAUAUAUAAUCAUUUUGAUAUUAUCAAUACGAUAAAAUUGAGGAUUCUUUGUUAUCAUCUUCGCUGUUUUCUUUUAUUACAAUAAUGCUCUCAAAAUAAUUUAGUUUAUUCAAUACACACUAUCACACAGCAUUUUACUAAUUGGUUGAUAUCUAAAAGAUCACGUACUUACUUUCAUGAUUUAAAACUUAAACUAUACCUUCAAAAUGAAUAUGAUCGAUUUAUCCAUCAUUAAGUAAAAUUAAAAUAAAGUUUAGAGUAAAUAACAUCAGGAUUAAGUUUGAAGGCUAAUGAAUUCUUAGAUCCUUGCAGCUACAAUUCUAAUGAUAACUUAAUUGGAAAUAAUUUGUAAUUGAUGGUCAUCAGAGUAAAUUUAUCUGGUUGCAUAUAAAAAAGUAGCAAAAUAAUUAUCAUUUAUAAUUAUAUGCAUCAAUUAUUGUGA